Molecule: messenger RNA, 1386 nt
Organism: Stegodyphus dumicola
Lineage: Eukaryota; Metazoa; Arthropoda; Arachnida; Araneae; Eresidae
Source: RefSeq, a predicted model, not a curated record
AUGUGCAAGGAAGAUCAUUCUCUUCACAAAUGUGUUAGUGAUUCCAAUGGUAAAGCCAUCCCUUGCAGGGCUUUACUAGACUGUGGCAGUGAAGCCAGCUUUAUAAGUGAAGAGUGUGUCAGUAAACUAAAGUUAGGUAGAUUUAACAAAAAAAUUGAAGUAUCGUGCCUUGGUUCGUUCAACACUGUAACAAGUGGAGAAGUGGAAUUAAUCUUUACCCCGCACUUUGAGUCAAAUUCCAAAUUUCGAACAUAUGCAUUCGUGAUUCCAAGGAUAACUUCAGAUGUGCCUAACGUGUCGCUUCCUUCUAAAAUUGCGAAUCAUUUUGACGAUCUAGUCUUAGCUGAUCCUAAGUUCUAUGAAAGAAAACCUAUAGAUAUUUUGUUAGGUGUAAAUGUAUUUUUUACUAUGCUUAAGGGAGACAUCAUAAAGAGAGGAGAAUCAUUACCCUUUGCAAUUUGUUCUCAGUUGGGUUGGAUCAUUUCCGGGAACACUAUUACUGAUGAUUCGAAUCUAACUAACACUUUUACAGUGAAUAAUCUUCAGUUGAAUACAAACGAAUUAGUUGAAAGAUUUUGGUCUUUAGACUCCAUUCCGGAAGUCAAACGUAUUUCAAGUGAAGAUAAAAAAUGUGAAGAGUUCUUUAAAACAACACACUUCCGUGAUCAAAAUGGUCGUUAUGUAGUGAAACUUCCAUUUAAAGAUAACCCUUCAAGGUUGGGUAAUUCUAAAGAUCUUGCUUUACAAAGAUUUAAAUCUUUAGAGAGAAAUCUCUUAAGAUCUCCUGAUACAUAUGAUAUGUAUAAACAUUUCAUGAAGGAAUACUUGGAUCUCGGGCACAUGGAACCAGUCCGUAGUUCAGAGUCCCCAAGUCAGGCAUACUACAUGCCACAUCAUGCAGUAAUUAAGGAAUCUAGCUCUACGAGUAAAAUACGUGUGGUAUUUAAUGCUACUAGUAAGUCUUCAUCAGGACUGUCUCUUAACGACAUAUUGAUGACAGGUCCCAGAAUACAACAAGAGCUGAUAUUUUGGCGGGACAGUCCAAGUGAUCCUAUUCAAGAAUUUCGACUUAAUACUGUCACAUACGGCACUGCCUCGGCUCCAUAUUUGGCUACUCGUGCUUUAUACCAACUUGCCUACGAUGAGCAGAAUAACUAUCCUUUAGCUUCGAAGGCUGUACUUCAAAAUUUUUUUGUAGAUGAUUGUUUGGUAGGUGCUCAAAACACUGAAGAGUGCAAAAAUCUAGUAAAUCAACUCUUGCAAAUGUUAGAGCGUGGAGGAUUUCUUCUGCGUAAAUGGUCAUCCAAUGACUUGUCAGUGUUAGAGAAUAUACCCCAGGAGUUGAGAAAUGAUUCUGAGGCUAUGAAAAUUCAAGACGAUAGCUGA